AUGUACACACGUACACACGGAAACACUCGAACACUCAACCACUCAACCACUCAACCGCUCGAACGCCCAAGUAACCACUCGAUCACGCCUCGAGCAACACUGUAUACCGAUAUUCCCACCUGGGCCAAAAGAACCCAACGCAACAUGGUCUUCCGACCUUGUCCUCGACCGGUCUUCCGACCUGGCUCUUCCAACCCAAACAGUAUCAGUCCGAUCGCGACAAACCCACGGUCAGUCCCAGUCCCCGUCCCAGCCAGUCAAGCAGUCCCGGUCACGAUGCGGUCCCAAUGCCACAAUCACGCCUCAAAGGGCACAGCCAGGCGGACGUCGGCUCGAGUUUCCGUUCCGAGCAGGGCGGGGGCACCCGGCCUCCGGACACGGGGCACGUGCGUCCCGGACAGAGGGCCGGUCCUGUCCGGGACACGCGGUGCCGGACACCGGGUGCGGGCAACCUGUCCGGCAAAAGAAAGCACGCGCACGGCCGGACAGCGGCGUUUUUUCGGGUUUUUUCGCCUUCGUUUUUUCGCUCGGGUCCCGCACGGUGGGGCCAAAAGAAAAAGCGUGGUGCUGCUUUGA
This is a messenger RNA of Zygotorulaspora mrakii, 576 nucleotides long. RefSeq lists its product as uncharacterized. NCBI's taxonomy places the organism in Eukaryota, Fungi, Ascomycota, Saccharomycetes, Saccharomycetales, Saccharomycetaceae. The transcript has a single exon. Bases 1 to 576 code for a protein of 191 amino acids. The record is from RefSeq and is a predicted model, not a curated record.